UGUGUGUAUGUGUACAACAUAGAUAUUAUAUGUUGACUCUGAUCAAGCCCGUAAAAUGACGAUAAGCAGCAAGCCUAGCGCGUAUUUGAGCUUUUAUCAAAAAUAGUGGGUAGCGUCGUCGGCUCAUUUUUGUGACUAGAGUCGGUGCGAGAGCGGCACUUACAUCGUCGUCAUUAGCACUUGUGGCUACAUAGGUCUGCUUCUCUGCAUGUAACCAUAUCAUUCAUGUUGUGAUAAGUGAACAGUUGGAUUGCGCGGUGUCUCUGCACGGGACUACGACGUACGAUCGACAAAGUCUCAGACUCGCAGCUUUGUCAGUUCGAGUUUGAUCAUAUCGAGGUCUUAAUACAUAUAGGUACCUAUAUCGUACAUUGUACUAGGUGCACUCGUAACAGACUGGCCUUGUGCGCGGUAUCAUCGUUAUUCGCUCGUCGCAUCAACAGCUCGUAGCGCGCGAGCACCCCCGAAACACAGUGUCGUCGUUCAGCUGGUGCCAUCGCUCAACAAGACGACAAUUAUGACGAAGACCAUUGUCUUACUAGCCGUUUUAUUAGCGAGCGGACAUGCCUUUUAUUUACCGGGAUUGGCACCGGUGAAUUAUUGCCCCGAUGAUGGAAAGAAAGAAGUCAACGAAAAUUGCAAGUCCGACAUAGGUCUGUACGUCAAUCGUCUCAGUUCUCUGCAAGCUGUUAUUCCUUAUGAAUACCAUCAUUUUGAUUUUUGCAAAGCUGAUGAAACCAAUUCUCCAGCUGAAAACUUGGGACAAGUUAUUUUUGGUGAACGCAUUCGAAACUCACCUUACAAGAUUAAAUUUUUAAAAGAAGAAAAAUGUGCAGUUGUUUGUAAAAGAAAAUACACUGGAGGCAAUAAAGAAGAUGAGAAAAAAUUGGAAACUCUUAAAGAAGGAAUGCAACUUUCUUAUAAACAUUUUUGGAUUGUUGACAAUAUGCCCGUCACUUGGUGCUACCUCGUAAAUAAUGAUUAUCAAUUCUGUAAUAUUGGUUUCCCAAUGGGAUGUUUCAUGCGAGAUACUUGGUCAUCGCAAGAAAACUGCGAUAUUGAUCCUGCCACAUACAACAAAGAAAAAACAUAUUAUUUGUUUAAUCAUGUUGAUUUGGUUAUAACAUAUCACAGCGGCGCUAAUGAAGAUUGGGGCACUGGAACUAAAAAUAGUGGCAGAAUAAUUGCGAUUAAAGUAACACCACGAAGUAUCAAACAUGAUUAUAAUGAAAAAAAUCCUAGUUGUGGUCCAAAAAUGCCACCAUUAGAAAUUCCACUUGAUCCACUCAAAGUUGGUCAAGAAUUAGACAUUGUGUACACUUACAGUGUCACUUUCCAGCUUAAUAAUACUAUUAAAUGGUCAUCUAGAUGGGACUAUAUUCUUGAAUCAACCCCUCAUACUAACAUUCAGUGGUUUAGUAUUUUAAAUUCGUUAGUCAUUGUAUUAUUUUUAUCUGGUAUGGUUGCCAUGAUUAUGCUUCGCACUUUGCACAAAGAUAUCGCUAGAUAUAAUCAAGCUUACUUUCAGAUUGAAUCUGGUGAAGAUGCUCAAGAAGAAUUUGGAUGGAAACUGGUACAUGGGGACGUUUUCCGCCCACCAAGAAAAGGAAUGUUGUUAUCAGUUCUUCUAGGUUCUGGUAUUCAAGUAUUUUUCAUGGCUUUGGUUACUUUAGCUUUUGCAUGUCUGGGUUUCCUUUCACCAGCAAAUCGAGGAGCAUUAAUGACUUGUGCAAUGAUACUUUAUGUUUGUCUUGGAACAACAGCUGGUUAUGUAUCAGCAAGGAUUUACAAAAGUUUUGGGGGUGAAAAGUGGAAAAGUAAUGUUUUACUUACUUCCAUGCUUAGUCCAGGACUUGUUUUCAGCUUAUUUUUCAUUAUGAACCUUAUAUUCUGGGCUAAAGGUAGUUCAGCUGCUGUACCCUUUAGCACUCUUGUUGCCAUAUUAGCUUUAUGGUUUGGUAUAUCUGUUCCUCUAACUUAUGUUGGAGCCUACUUUGGUUUCAAGAAAAGGUCAAUUGAGCAUCCAGUUCGUACAAAUCAAAUUCCACGACAAAUUCCUGAACAGAGUUUCUAUACACAAGCUGUUCCUGGAGUUAUUAUGGGUGGCGUUUUGCCAUUUGGAUGUAUAUUUAUUCAAUUGUUUUUCAUACUAAAUUCACUCUGGUCCAGCCAGACAUACUACAUGUUUGGAUUCUUGUUUUUGGUUUUUCUUAUUCUUGUUCUUACAUGUUCAGAAACGACGAUACUUCUGUGUUACUUCCAUCUGUGUGCAGAAGAUUAUCAUUGGUGGUGGCGCAGUUUUUUGACGUCAGGAUUUACAGCAUUUUAUUUGCUAGUUUAUUGCAUACACUAUUUUGCCACUAAAUUGAAUAUUGAAGACGCCACUUCUACCUUCCUGUACUUUGGAUACACUAUGAUUAUGGUUUAUUUAUUCUUCUUGUUGACAGGAUCCAUUGGUUUCUUUGCAUGUUUUUGGUUUGUGAGAAAAAUUUACAGCGUAGUCAAAGUUGACUGAAAACUUUUGAUAUGAACAAUUUGUGAAAAUUAAUAAAUUUUUUAAGACCAAAUUGUAAUAAUUUUUAUACUACAGUUUGCAUAAUGCUUUAUUCAUAACAUCGUCAGAGCUAUAGACUAUAAUUAUUUAGCUAAACAAGUGUUUGUUAUUAUAUGAAUUAUUCACAUGAUUGAUACCAUGUAUAUUUCUAAAACCAAGGAAACCGGAUUAAUGGAUUUUGACAAUUAUGUAUUCUUAGCAUUUUUGUACGAAUACACAAAGUUUAACGACUUUUUUCCUUCUCCAAAAGUAUUUUAAAAUCCAUGUAUAAUAUUUACGUUACAAGCAGAAGAUCUUUCCUUGGUGCAUAAGUGAGACUUAAGAAUAAAAAAUUUGUAUUACAAAGACAAUUGAAGUAGUAUACAAGUAAUAUUAGUUAUGUACAUUGGCUCGUUAAGAGUGACUUUUAUAAAUAUCAUAAUAAUCGUUGUAUAACUUAGAUAAUAAGAUGCAAAAAUUAAAUUCAAAUUAUCUACAAUAUUUCUAAACUUUCUAAUACAAAAAUAACCAAUUAUUUUGCUUUUUAUUUUACUUCUAAAAAUAAUUGUUUUUAGAAUACAAGUCAGUACAAUAAUGAUAAGUUAUUUUAAAAAUUAAGAAAGGAUAUUUUCACUUUUGGUAAAGAAUGAAAUUCUAUACAAUACUUUUUUUAUUUGCUUUCUUAAUUUAUAGACAAAAUAAAGGAUAAAAUCAUUGGAGCAAGUGUUUGUUAAAUCUGAAGUGAUAUUUGUGAUUAUUUUAUAAUUAAAUAGAAAGCCUCUGAUGCACACUAGUAUUUUGUAAAUUAUUAAGACAAGGCUUGAACCAUAACAUAGUUUCAUUGUCAAGUCAUUUAAAAAGUCAUGCCCUUUCUACUUAACACGUGACUAAAACUGUAAAUUUUGGAAUUAUAGUUAUAAUAAAUUGUUUGCAGUCA
Messenger RNA from Trichogramma pretiosum, 3470 nucleotides. It is a transcript of the gene TM9SF2, whose product is annotated as transmembrane 9 superfamily member 2. The record is from RefSeq and is a predicted model, not a curated record. Bases 518 to 2515 code for a protein of 665 amino acids. NCBI's taxonomy places the organism in Eukaryota, Metazoa, Arthropoda, Insecta, Hymenoptera, Trichogrammatidae. Gene Ontology annotation, cellular component: membrane. The transcript is spliced from 14 exons. Gene Ontology annotation, biological process: protein localization to membrane.